AUUUUGCUCAUACCAUCUUCAUAUCCCUCUUCUGAUCGGCGUUCUUUCUUGGUUUCUCUGUAUAAUCUAGAGUCCAUCGAUCUUGACAAAAGCAAAAAAUGGCAAAUUCAGGAUCCACUUGGACAGCCAAGCAAAACAAACUGUUCGAGAAUGCUGUGGCCAUGUAUGGCAAGGACACUGGCCCAGACCGCUGGCAGAAUCUAGCCAAGGCAGUUGGGGGCAAAACCGUGGAGGAAGUGAAGAGGCAUUACGAGUUUCUUGUCGAAGAUGUCAGGCAGAUUGAGACAGGCCAAGUGCCCCUCCCCAAUUACAGAAAGAUCACUACUGCCGCAACCAACAAAGGUUAUAACAACAAUUACAUGGAUGAAGAACAAAGGCUGAAGGGUCUGAAGCUCCAAUGAAGCCUGCAAAAUAAGAAGCCAUGUGCCC
Messenger RNA from Carya illinoinensis, 429 nucleotides. RefSeq names its product protein RADIALIS-like 4. The record is from RefSeq and is a predicted model, not a curated record. Gene Ontology annotation, molecular function: DNA-binding transcription factor activity. The coding region runs from base 99 to 401 and encodes 100 amino acids. Lineage: Eukaryota; Viridiplantae; Streptophyta; Magnoliopsida; Fagales; Juglandaceae. The transcript is spliced from 2 exons.